Messenger RNA from Capsella rubella, 396 nucleotides. RefSeq lists its product as uncharacterized. The transcript has 2 exons. Bases 1 to 396 code for a protein of 131 amino acids. The record is from RefSeq and is a predicted model, not a curated record. Gene Ontology annotation, biological process: shoot system development; root development. NCBI's taxonomy places the organism in Eukaryota, Viridiplantae, Streptophyta, Magnoliopsida, Brassicales, Brassicaceae.
AUGAGCUUUGGGAAGGCAGAUAAAAGAGGGUAUUUGGGAGAUCUAAUCCUAUUCAAAGAAGAAAGGCGCGAAGAGCUCUUGGUAGAGGUGAAGAAAUACUUAGCCCCAAGACAUUUCUUGAAGGAGACAUUCAACAAAAGUAGAAAAGUCUAUGAAGGUUGCAGCAGCCGAAGGAACUUUGAUUUUAACAGUUGGUCAGUCAUCUCAAAGAUAAUGAAGAAGAAGAACAUUACACUCGAAGCGCAAGCAAACGAAGUCUCAAGGGUUGACUCCGAAUUCAAAUCCGAGAAGACCGUGACGACCAUUGAUGUUCAGAUUCUAGAGUCAUACAUUAAAGUUCUUGAAGAUGGACUUGAAUCACUUUCAAAGUCAGUGAUCAAGAUUCUCAAUAUCUAA